Messenger RNA from Colletotrichum abscissum, 264 nucleotides. RefSeq lists its product as uncharacterized. The record is from RefSeq and is a predicted model, not a curated record. The coding region runs from base 1 to 264 and encodes 87 amino acids. The transcript has 3 exons. Lineage: Eukaryota; Fungi; Ascomycota; Sordariomycetes; Glomerellales; Glomerellaceae.
AUGAAGCCUGUCGUCAGUGCCAUGCAAGCAUGGCAAUGCACUGUCAUCUCCGUUUUCGCGAUCGUUAUCCUCGGUGUUCUCGGCAUUCUAUUCAAGCAAAACCAUCCCGAGCUCGUCGGUAGCGAGGAAGACCCCAAGGACGGCGGCGCUGUUGCGGGCACCAUCUUCGUGUCUGUGAUGAUCUACAUCGGUUUCUUCGUUUUCUGCGGCUUCCAGGGCCUUCUCCACGUCCGGGAGAAUAGACGAGGCGCGAUCGCAUUGUAA